Messenger RNA from Aureobasidium pullulans EXF-150, 1389 nucleotides. RefSeq lists its product as uncharacterized. Gene Ontology annotation, cellular component: cytosol; microtubule cytoskeleton; septin complex. Gene Ontology annotation, molecular function: GTPase activity; molecular adaptor activity; GTP binding. The coding region runs from base 1 to 1389 and encodes 462 amino acids. Gene Ontology annotation, biological process: cytoskeleton-dependent cytokinesis. Lineage: Eukaryota; Fungi; Ascomycota; Dothideomycetes; Dothideales; Saccotheciaceae. The record is from RefSeq and is a predicted model, not a curated record. The transcript is spliced from 3 exons.
AUGUCGUCGUCCGGCAGUCUCACCACUCCUAAUGGUUACGGCGUUCCGCUUCCGCCAAUGCCGUCCUCCUUGCCUCGCACCGAGAGCAUCGUCAGCCGUGGUAGAGAAAGCUACGCUCCCAGUAUCUCGGCUAGCAUGCAUUCACCUCGUAGAAUGCGCCGUCGCAAGGAACCAGAGGCUUUCAACAUCCUGAUCACUGGAGCCAAGGGCUCGGGAAAGACAUCGUUUGUCGAGUUUCUCAAGACAGCUCUCGCCCUGCCAGCCCACAAGCAGACACGCGGUCACACACCUCCACCUCAUAUGCAUUCUGAAUCUCCCUUCGAGCCAUCCUACGUCGAGACCGACAUCGAUGGGGAACGUAUCGGCUGCACGCUCUGGGAUUCUCAAGGACUGGAGAAGAGCAUCAUUGAUCUACAACUUCGCGAUCUGGCUGCCUUCGUCGAGUCGAAGUUCGAGGACACUUUCAACCAGGAAUCAAGGGUCGUGCGCACACCCGGAGUCAAGGACACUCACAUUCACUGUGUUCUCCUGCUACUGGAUCCCGCUCGCCUCGACGUCACUAUGCACUCUGCAGACGACUCAUCUCCCAAGAAAAUGUCCAGUCUUGACUCGGCCUUCCUUGAUGAGACAUUGGACCUUGAUGUCAUCAGAACCCUCGAGGGCAAGACGACCGUCAUUCCCAUCAUUGCGAAGGCCGACACUCUCACCGCCGCCCACAUGGCUCAUCUCAAGCGCAUGGUCUGGUCAAACGUUAAGCACGCAAGGCUCGAUCCGCUCGAGGCUCUCAACCUGGACGAUGAUGAAGAGGAAUCUCCUGACUCCGAGGCCCUCGACAGCGAGUUCUCCAGCUCCGAAUCAGAUAUCCUGCCUAGAACAGACUCACCGCCACGCAAAGUCACCGAAGACCCGAACGCCGAUGACAGCGACACUAUGGGAAGCACCUUCUCGCCGCUGUUUCUUCCGUUCUCCAUCCUAAGCCCCGACUCUCACACAUCACCUGGUUCCUUGACACGCAUCUUCCCUUGGGGCGAAGCGGACCCAUGCAACCCUGUUCACUGCGAUUACACUCGUCUUCGUGAGUGUAUCUUUGGCGAUUGGCGCUCGGACCUGCGUGUCGCGUCUCGUGAGAAGUGGUAUGAGAACUGGCGCACCAACCGUCUCAAGCGUACACCCACGUCUCGUAUCCGACAGUCUGGUGGAGUGACUCCUAUUGGUGCCGUGCCGAAGGAAGGCCGCACUGUCUCACCUACCAUCACAACCAGGUCUCGUGCUGUCAGCACCUCGAAGCAAGUAUCGAGGAUGUACAAUGAGAUGCCCGAGAGACCUCGCACGAUGAGCACUAGCAAGGCUGAACGUGUCUUGGGCAGCCCCAGAGGUAUCGCCUUGUAG